AUGGACCGCAUCAGAAAAUGGUUUUCGCAGAGAGAAACACAGGCCUACACGGCCUUGCCCUCGGACCCUGACGCCUCCACGCUCACCCCCGCCGACACCGACGACAGCCUCCCCGGCCCCGUCUCAAAGUUCCAGUACUUUGUCUUCUGCCUCCUCGGAUGCGCCAUGCUGUGGAGCUGGAACAUGUUCAUGGCCUGCGCAACGUACUUCCAACGGCGCUUCGACGGCAGCGACUUCCUUCUGACCAACUUCCAGUCGCUGAUCCUCGUCUUCUCGACGAUGACCAACCUGAUAGGGUCCUACUGGCUGUCCAAGCGCCAGGCGACGGCCGACUACCCGCGCCGCAUCUGGCUAUCGCUUGUGUUCAACUGCGGGCUCACGGCGGUUCUGGCCGCGAGCACGGUGAUGUGGGUGGUGGGUCCCGCAAGCUAUAUCGUUGUCGUGCUGCUUUGCGUGGUGGUGGCGGCGUGGAGCACGGCCUUGUCGCAGAACGGCGUGUUUGCGUUUGUGAAUACGUUUGGGGGCGUGUAUAUGCAGGCUGUUAUGACCGGACAAGCCAUCGCCGGGGUCCUCCCCGCAAUCGCGCAAAUCGUCACCGUCGUCUUAGUCCCCACCAACGACUCCCAAGCCGCCUCCCCCAAGUCCGCAUUCCUCUACUUCCUCACCGCCACCUUCAUCUCCGCCCUCUCCCUCCUCCUCUUUUUCGCCCUCCUCGCCCGCCACUCCGACACCCCCGCCAAGCUCCCCACCGACACCCCCGCCACAGCACCCCUCGAAGCCCCGACACCCCCGCACAGAAAAGAAGUCGGCCUCUGGACCCUCUUCAAGAAACUCAGAUAUCUCGCGACCGCUCUGUGGCUAACCUUCUUUGUCACUAUGGCUUUCCCGGUCUACACACAAGUCAUCGUCUCCGUCCGCCCCCUCACCCCAGAUACCCCGCGCCUGUUUACGCCAGACGUGUUCAUCCCGCUCUCCUUCCUGAUCUGGAACCUAGGCGACCUGUCCGGCCGCAUCCUGUGCGGCGUAUACCAGUGGCGCGGGCGCGCCGAAGGGCUGGCCCUGUUGGCGCUGGCGAGAAUCGUGUUUGUGCCCGCGCUGGCGGCGUGUAAUGUGAGGGGCGAGGGCGCAUUGGUGGACAGUGAUUUGUGGUACUGGUUGGUCCAGUUUGCGUUUGGCGUGUCGAGUGGGUGGAUAGGGAGCUGUGCGAUGAUCAGGGCGCCGGAGGUGGUGGAGAAGGAGGAGAGAGAGGCGGUGGGUGGCUUUAUGGGGCUGUGUUUGGUGGUGGGGUUGGCGGCGGGGAGUGCGGCGAGUUUUUGGCUGGGGGCGUAG
Molecule: messenger RNA, 1329 nt
Organism: Morchella sextelata
Lineage: Eukaryota; Fungi; Ascomycota; Pezizomycetes; Pezizales; Morchellaceae
Exons: 3
Coding region: 1-1329 (442 amino acids)
Biological process (GO): nucleoside transmembrane transport
Cellular component (GO): plasma membrane; fungal-type vacuole membrane
Molecular function (GO): nicotinamide riboside transmembrane transporter activity; nucleobase transmembrane transporter activity
Source: RefSeq, a predicted model, not a curated record